UUUCAUAUAAACAAAAAUGAAAUCUGGAAACAAAGAACAUACUGUGAACAUCAAAGAACGGACCCUUCACACAUGUUGUUACACCUAUCCAAGAUUAAAACUUGACUAACUAAACUAAAAAAAAACUAGAUAUUUACACAUAUGGACAAAUCUCACUUCUUGUAACUAAAAAAGAAAUACAUAUGACCCCGCCUUAGACUGCAGAAGUUACUACUACUUAAUAGGGUCUAAGAUGUAGGAAGUAGGGAAAGAUGGAGAAUCUCUACCCAACAAAGUCUGCUUGACUUGAAAAUUCAACAGACUAAUUCACAAGAGUAAGUCUUUUAUAUCUUUUCCUUCAUUUCAUUUCAUUUCAUUUCAGCCAAAUAUGUCUCUAUCGUUUCAAUAUAAAUUGGUAUUUUGAUUCUCAGUGAUGGUACUUUAUGUACCGUAACUUAAGCCUAAGUCCUUGCACGAGAAGACUUAUGAAAAGACUUGAAAGAAGACAAGGACAAAAUAAAUUAAUAAAAAAAAGAGUAGUCGUGGACCAAGACACAAGUCAACCACAGGUCUUUGUAAGACUUAAAGCUAGUUUGAAAGCAUCCAUCUUCUUAUGUAUCUGUACCUUCAACAAGUACACGUUUCUACAUAUUAUAUAUUUAUACAUUUACCUUGAAGCUUCCUUUCUAAGCUAUGAAUGAUGCAGAGACAAACUUGGGGAGGAGGUUCAGCGAUGAUACUUACUCAGGUUUCGACCUUCCGGAUUUGUACUUGUCAGAUGAAUGGAUGGACGAUGAUCUUGUGUCUGCGGUUUCAGGGAUGAAUCAUUCUUAUGGUUAUCAGACCAGUGAUAGUGCUCAUGCUGCUGCCUUCUUCUCUGGUUCCUCUAGGGGUUUCGGUCAUCCCGAAUCUCCAUGUGCCAACGCUUCUGUUGCCGCUGCUACAGCCACCGCUUCUGCCGAAAAACAGAUUAAGAAGGAAAAGAAGAAAGUAAAAGAGAGAAUUGCAUUCAAGACACAGUCUGAAGUAGAAGUGCUUGACGACGGGUUCAAGUGGAGAAAGUAUGGGAAAAAGAUGGUGAAGAACAGCCCAAAUCCAAGAAACUACUACAAGUGUUCAGCUGAUGGCUGUCCCGUGAAGAAAAGGGUUGAACGAGAUGGAGAUGAUCCGAGCUUUGUGAUAACAACUUAUGAGGGCUUCCACAAUCACUCAAGCAAGAACUAAGAUUCUUAAGAAUUUUCUCAGCUUAUGGUUACGACGGCAAGAAUACAUAGUCUGAGUAAAGAUGAUGAAACCAAUACUAUUCACGUUUAUAUUUCUUAUGAAUCUGUUCUAGAGACUGAUUUUCAAUGGUUAUUCUACUUAUACUGCUUCUCUUAUACUCAAUGUAAACUGAUUGACAAAUUUUGAAAAAAAAUAGGAUAUUCUGAGUC
Molecule: messenger RNA, 1412 nt
Organism: Brassica rapa (field mustard)
Lineage: Eukaryota; Viridiplantae; Streptophyta; Magnoliopsida; Brassicales; Brassicaceae
Product: probable WRKY transcription factor 50
Biological process (GO): regulation of DNA-templated transcription
Molecular function (GO): DNA-binding transcription factor activity; sequence-specific DNA binding
Source: RefSeq, a predicted model, not a curated record